AAUCUAAAAUCUAUCAAUCUAAUGUCAUUUUCGUAUUUCGUUGAUUAUUGAACCGCGAUGACCAAGUGUACGUACAAAAGUCAGUAAUACGCAAAAAUGCAAAAUUUUCUCAACGUUUAAGCUACUGUCUCUAUAAAUAUCCUUAUAUCUAUUAAAUUCAACAUUAUAUUAAAUAUUUUGAUUUAUUGAGAAUUGUUAGAAGAGAUGUACAUUAUCAAGAAUUAUCCAAAUGUUUAAGAUAAUAAGAAAAAAAUAAAUAGUGACUUGUUAACACUAUAUACACAUUUAAUUUGAUUAUUGCAAGUAAUACUGAAGAAUCGCCACUAUGGAUCAAGUUGUACUUGUUGAAUUUGAGGACGCUACUGAUAAUUUGUAUCCAGCAUUAUUCCAGUGUUUUACUAUCAUUUUAUGCGGGUACAUAGCUGGACGUCUUAAUGUAGUGUCAGCAACAGAAUCAAAGGGCAUUGCCACAUUUGUGGGCACAUUUGCAUUGCCAUCUCUAAUAUUUCUGUCCCUUGCCCAAUUGGACUUCAGUACAGUUAAUUGGACCUUCCUUGGUGCAAUAUUACUUGCAAAGGGCUUAGUAUUCUUUGCUGUAAUGAUUGUUACUAUGCUGGUCUCUAAACCCUUGAAUUUGGGAAGAGCAGGAAUAUUUGCUAUAUUUUGCACACAAAGCAAUGAUUUUGCUUUGGGAUAUCCUAUCAUAAAUGCAUUAUACCAAAAAAGUCAUCCGGAAUAUGCUCUCUACUUGUACUUGAUGGCGCCAAUUUCACUGGCAAUUUUGAAUCCCAUUGCUUUUGUGUUAAUGGAGAUAAAUAAGCAAAGAGAACAGACACCAGCCAUAAUUAUAGAAGGUGAAUCAACAUGGUGUAUUUGUAGUAGGAAAUUGUUGAAGCAGAUUGCUAAAGGCAUAGCUUUCAAUCCUGUAGUAGUGAUGACAGUGCUGGGUAUUUUUGGUAAUGCUGCAUUUAAACACCAACUCUCCAUUUACAUUGAAGGACUUUUGGAGGUAUUUGGCCAAUCAUUUGCUGCAACUGCUCUGUUCUUGCUAGGGCUACGCAUGGUGGGACAGAUUCACAGACUGAGAGGACCUGCCCUCCUGUUGCCAUGUGUUCUGAUUAUGGUUAAAUUAAUCGUCCUGCCAGUGGUUAUGAGGGAAAGUGUAAGCGCCUUGAACGCUGGUGCCAACGAAUCUGAAACUCUAUCACUCUCUACUUACGCGUUCCUAUAUGGAACAAUACCGACCGCGCCCGCAGUGUUCGUAUUCUCGAACCUAUACCAACUAGAAAUCGACUUGAUGGCAUCCUCAAUGGUGAUAUGCACAUUCCUGUCAGCGCCCAUGAUGUUCAUGUCCGCACAAAUGAUAGCUAUUAACAAGGACUUUGCAGAGCAACUGAAGAAGUUUGGCUUCGACCUUUCCAUAGUAUCAUUAAUCGCAUCACUUUGGAUACUGUUUGUGUUCAUCGUGACGAAGAAAUAUAAACGAAUGCCGCAUCGACUGACCCUGUGCUUGAUCGUGUCGCAGCUACUUUUGGCUAUCAGUGUAGUAUGGGGCGGGCCCCUCACGAACUACACGCCGUCGUGGCAUGCUAGCGUGCAGCAAGCUCUGCGAAUAUUCAGCAUGUACUCCUGUCUACUGUGGACCUCUAUGCUCUCUGUUGGGCUUCUAAUGUUACAGAGCCGUGGACCAUGUUUCGUGGUGACACUUUGGCCGGUGUUAGGUUUUGUGGCAUGGGGCGCGCCUGUGGUGAUGGUCGUGGUGCUACUGGCGACCAAGGGUACCGGCGACUUGGACUGCAAGGCCACUGAUGCGAUACGACUCUGUUUACUUGUGUUCUGUAUUACAGUGACCAUCGGCUGCCUAAUCCUGUACAUAAGAUUCAGACGUCGCAGCGCACAGUUUGCGUCGCUCUCCGCCGACAUAGCCACCAACUCCAGUCCUCGUGAGGAGUCCACCAGUCUGAUUGAUAAUGCAGAACCAAGUUCGCAAACACAAUCUAUUGCCAACAAUAGCAAUGGUUGCUACGGAACCAUUACAUCGUCUCCGUCGCCGCACAGUCCAGGCAAGUCGGGAUGCUGUUCCGACGACCCUAACUGCGAGAACGGAUUGACUGCUUCACGCGACAUUGAAGAUAUUGCUGAUGCCAAGGACUGUGCGUGUCCACCGUCUCAGAAGCACCGCUGCACGGAGCCGGGAGCGUGUCAGUACCUGAACGAGCUGGAACGGGCGGCCGGCGCACUGGGCCUACUGCCGCCCGAGCAGACACGCGGCCGCGGCGGACAACUACUCAAACACACUGUGCUCAUUAUUGUGUACAGUCUUAGCAUGUUUAUUGGCAUUACCUACACGACUUGGCGCAUGAUGUUGAAGGAUGAGAGUGGAGUGUUCGUGGAGAUAGAGUUUCUGGACAUAGUGGCCAACUAUGGACAGGCACUGGUCAUGUUCAUACUGUUUGGACUCGAUCCGGAAGAAAUACUGAUACCUACUGUUCGAUUCUUGAAGACUAAAUGGUAUGGAGGAGACACAGUGGUUUUGCCAUCCAUAGAAGACCUAAGCUUUGAAACCAAACAUGUUUGUGAUCAGUUCAUCACACACCACCUUGAUCGCUGCAAAGAGGCUAUUGCUAAAGAUACUAGAUGGCGUAUGCGCACAUACCGUGGUGUAUUCAGAGGCUCAUGUCUGGUGCGCUGGCUUAUAAACUGCGGAUUAGCGAAAGAUGAACACGAAGCAGUGCAAUACGGCAGACAUUUACUCGACGGACGACUCAUAUCACACGUGAAUAACGCCCAUCAUUUCUCUAAUUCACCUCUGUUGUACACGUUCAAGUAAUCAUCUGAUUAUUAAGUAUUAAUAUCUAAAGGCAUCUCAUGCAUUAGACGGCCCCGACAACAAACCGUCCUCAACGACAAGAUAAAUAACUAAAACCAUAUAAACAUUUGAACAUAGCGCGUUUGGUUGUAAUUAUGAACUGAUUGCACACUGGGCAAUAACUAGUGACCAACAUACGUGAAGUAUGCUUACUUGACCGUCGUUUCAAGACUCCAAUUCACUAAGAUAGCGGCUACAACCACGACCAGUCGUGGUCGUCUAGUGUGCGAGGUGUCUAAAGCACAUGAAGUGUAGAGUAUUAUUUUUAUUAGGAGUCUCCAACACUUCAUUUGCUUUCCUACUGCUUGAAACACGACCAUGGAUAUGCCAAAACUGAUAUAUUAUAAUCCUACAUUUUACCAUUAUGUACUUAUACAAGUAUAAAUAAAUAUCCAAUUAUACUUUGAGAUUUCAGAUCUCAACAAAGUAUAAUUAUUGUGAUAGUGUCACAGACUCAUAAGUUACUAGAAAAACGUCUCAAAUUAAAUUAUAAUUUAUUUUAUCUAUAAUUAGGUGCUUUUUAAAUAUUGGUAUGAAUUUUUCUGGUGCUGAAGAUGACCAAAUAAUAAGUUGUUAAUAAUUUUAUUAUUUGUAAAGACACUACUAUUGUCCAUUUAGAUUUGUAGUUGUUUAGUUUAUCAUUUAUGUAUAUUUAGAUGCAUUUUGGCUAAUGGUUUCUAUUAUAUGAUCUCAUUAAGUAAAAAACUGAAUUUAGAUGUAAGCUUCAUCCAAAUUCUUAGGUUUACAACAACCAUACGGCUGCAUGAUGCAGCGAUUGUUGUAGGAAUAUCUGAAGUUUUAUUUAUUUGCGGUUAUCUAGACAUAGUUUAUAUCUCGUUUUAUCCAAAAAUCAGGAAACGGCAAACGGGUUUAGGCCACACUAUGAAAUCGGGACAUAUGUAAUUUGAAGAUCACCAGUCAAUCAAAAUAUAUUAUUAUUGAACUCCUUUGCAUUCCAACAGGGAAUACUUAUAAUAAAAAAUGAAAUAAUUUAAUUUUAUCCAAGCAACAGAUGGAUUUCUUGUUAUGAUCCUCAUAAUUACAUAGUGUUACAAAAUAGUAGUGUGGAGAUUUUAACUUUAACUAUUAAGAUCUUUUAUCAAGGAAUCUAUUGUCCUUAUAAAGUGCAGGACGACUUUUUAUCAAUUUAACUAUAUCUCAUUUCAAAUGAAUUUUAAACAUUUUAUUUUAUGAUAAAGUGUACAGACUGCUUUAUUGGUCGCACGGAGUCUUGUUGGGUCCAGUUUAUGGCGGCUGGCUCAGGUUUACAUGGACUAAUAUCAAUGUACAUGAAAACAUAAGUGUAAACUAAAGCUUUCUUGAUAUUAAAUGAACUCCUGAUUUGUUAUGCAGCCAGCAGUUUGUUUUGUGUCUGUGAUGACGCCAUGAACAAAUAGUGUUAUAGUAUGAAUUAGGUAAUCUUUAUUAUUUAUAAUAUGUACCUAUUUUGGGUUACUUUAGAUGCUAAUAGUAAAUGUGCGCAAAAAUAUUUGUGAUGUUCGGCUGUUAUUGUUUGCCCUUGUUAUAGUGUUAAGAGAAAUAUCGUAAAUUAUAAUCUUAAUGUUUAAGGAUAAUUAAAUGUAUUAUCGUAUUUAUAUUAUUAUAUUGUUGUAUUUUCUGAUUGAGCAUAAAAAAAUGUUAAAAAAAAUAUAUUUGUUGCAUUACA
Spodoptera frugiperda (fall armyworm) is the source of this 4535-nucleotide messenger RNA. RefSeq names its product integral membrane protein GPR155 (gene anchor). Gene Ontology annotation, cellular component: membrane. Gene Ontology annotation, biological process: intracellular signal transduction; transmembrane transport. The record is from RefSeq and is a predicted model, not a curated record. The transcript has 14 exons. NCBI's taxonomy places the organism in Eukaryota, Metazoa, Arthropoda, Insecta, Lepidoptera, Noctuidae. The coding region runs from base 326 to 2830 and encodes 834 amino acids.